UCUUCCCCAGCUCCACUCGCUCACCUAUUUGAACUGAAACACACUUUUCGAGAAAGCGCCCUCCACGGAGGACCAAUAUAUGGGAAUAUUACGAGGCUCACUUCCAUUUUUAAAACUUCCCACGUCGCAUUUUCCCCUCCUUUCAUUGGAAGCGCUCCUUGGAGAACAGGAGUUUUUUUUUUAAAUAGUUUCUUAAACUGCGCUACUUUUAUUUAUUCCAUUCUUCCAAGUGGGUUUCUCUCUUUGCACGCAUGCGAUGUCACGGAUUACUAAAAGGAGAAAGAAAUGUUUGAGUUUGUAUCCAGUAUUUCCAAGUGAAAGUGAUUUUUGAGUAUUUUUUUUAAAGAAACCAGUUGAGCAACUGGCGACAGGACUCUAUAAUCAAUGUGGUGUCAGCUGGAAGGACGCGGGGUCCGGAUCUCACCUAAACGCUGAUACGUCCUGGGAGUGAUGCACUGGCUUCCCCUGGUUGCCAUGGUGAUCGCCUCGGCCCUGCCCUUUCCUCACAACCCCGCGACCGCGCAGCCCAGCGAGGAUCGUAAACAGACCUCCACGUCAGAAGAGAACUGGAUAACCUACGAACAGUUCAGCAGUCCGGACGUUCCCGCAGAAGAAGAAGAAGAACCGCUCAGGACUGAAGAAAUUUUCCAGGAAAACUCGCUACCAAAGGACUACAAAGCCAGCAGGAAAGAUGGCGACUCGGACUCAAUUCCGCGCCAUUUUAGGACAGGCGCAGUCGAGGACAGCCCCGCCAUAGAUGUAGGGUUGGGCCUGGAAAUAGACGAAAUGUUUCUGGACGCACAUCCCCGCGUCCUGUUCUCGCCCUCUCCAUCCCCGCCGGAGCAUCCGCCGCUACUGUUGAUGUUGGAGAACGGGCUAAUGGAGGAGGACAGCGACGGAGACAUAGAAGGUCACGGCGAUCGCGCCGCGGACCGGACCACGCCGACUCCGACAUGGGCGGACUACAAGGGCCCCGCCGACGAGGCGUUCCGCCCGGUGAAACGGGACAAACGUUCACACCUGAUGGACACCCGCAGGGGGGAGAAGUCCGUGUGCGAGUCGGAAAGCGCGUGGGUCAACAACAAAACCACCGCGAUCGACUCGCACGGCGAACGGGUUACCAUCGUCCCGCAGAUCCAGACAAUGACGGGCGCGCUCAAGCAGUACUUUUACGAGACGCGGUGCCGCCGGCCCGACGGGCAGAGCGGCUCGAGCAGGACGCGGGGAGUGGGUGCGAGGUCCGCGGCGGCCGGCGUCGCCGGGGCCAGCUGCCUCGGCGUGGAUAAAAAACAAUGGCGGAGCGAGUGCAGAGAGAAGCAAUCGUACGUCCGCGCGCUCUCCAAGGACGCCAAGAACAAGAUGGGAUGGCGGUGGAUCCGGAUAGACUCGUCCUGCGUCUGCGUGCUGCUGUCCAGAACAAAUCAGGGGAAGGACGUGAUGACGAGGCGCAGGAGAGUCUAACGCAAGGAAAGAAGACACGUUUGGACGUUUUGUCUCCUUCCCCCAGUUUAUGACUUUUACAAAAAAAAAACAACAAGACCUCAAUGCUAAAUGAUUAUAGGGAAACUGUUAUAUAGACAGAGGUGGGUAGAAAACAACGGCAUGUUAGGAGCAAUUUAAAAAGAAGUGUGAAGUCAAAAAUAUGAGGGAAAAAAAAUUGUAUUUUGAGGUCUCAAAAGAUUUUCUAGAAAAAGUUUUUUCAAAAGUCAAAUAUUUUCGACUUUUGAAACUCAGAAGUGUUUGUUUUUUCUAUAAAAUUUUUUAGAAGAAUCUAAAAAUUUGAGUUUACUUAGCAGAAAUGUACUCUCAUACACUGUUGUAGUAGAGAACCCAAAUAUUGUACUCAAGAGUAGCCCGACUUCAACAAGGGAUGCAAUCAAAUUAGUUCAAAAUUAUCAAGUCAGUGUUGUAGUUUCGUUGCAAUCCAGCAGAGGGCGCUGCUGGUCAUGCUUAAACGAGCCAGUUGAUACAGAAACAAAGGUGGCAGCGCCAUACCAGAACGGGAAAGAGAAGCGGUCCAAACAAAGUCAAGCAAGAUGCACUUUAUGCGGUUCUGUUGAGAAAUAUAAACAUUUGACAAACUCCUAAGGUUUAAAAAAAUAUAUAUUAUUAUUUUUUUUUAUUCAGCAUAUUAUGACAAAUUCGGCCCUUUGUGUUAUGGAAAGACAACCAACCUUCUUCACACAAAAGAAAACUCAGGUUUUUAACAAAAUGGCUGCUUAUCAACUCAUUAAUUGAUAACAUGCAUCCCUAAAUUCAACAUAUAUUUACUCCAAUAAAAGUAAAAACUGUCCAAGAAAUUACUCAAGACCCACUGAUCAGAUCAGCUGAUUUAAUAUUAAUAAAUGUGAAGUUGUGUACAAAUUCUGAUAUUUUAAAAACUAAAGUGAAAAAAUUAAUGUAUACAAAUAUGAUUACAAAAUAACAGAUUAAGGCAUCAGAUGAAGCAUUUUUCCAAAUAAAAAAAAUAUAAAACUAAUACAGUCACUUAGUUGGAACAGGGUGAAAUACUUCCAGUGCCAAAUGGUUCAGCAGACAGAAAAUUAGAAAAACAAUUAAGUGAAAUUAGCUCAAGAAUAGCAAUACUUUGUAAAAUAUAUUACUCAAGUAAAAGUAUAUUUUUCAAAUAAAUGUAACUAGUUACUACCCACCUCUGUAUAUAGAGAUUUUACACCAAGAAGUACUGUUUUUGUAUGAUUUAUCUUUCAUAACCUAAGUUAUUUUUGCCUAGUAUGUAAGCAUGUCUUUGAUAUUAAUAUAUUUCCUGCUGUGUCUACAACAUGACACCAGUAUACCUUUUCUGUAUCGUGUGUAUUUAUAGAAGACGUCUUCAUGCAGUAGUAGCUCUCUCCGGUGUCUGAUGACGAUUCCAGCCUUUGGGUCACUCGCCUUGUAAAAGCAAAGAGCGCCACCUACUGAGAUUUCCUUUCACUGCUCCAAACUCUUACAGCUGUGGGUGAAUUUUACAGGAUUUGGGUUGUAAAUUAUGUGACACCUAAAGAAGAUCUGAUUACAUGAUAUGAUAAUUAAAGACAUUUGUAUUUUAAUAUUUUUGAGCACCUUUUAAUGCAUUUUUUAUUUAGCUUUCAAUGCAUUUGUUUAAUUUUUAGUGCUUCUUUGCAUAUAUUAUAAUUUUUUAAAGUGCUUCCUCUACAAAAAUCAGACUACUUUGUUUGUGUCGUUAAGAUUUUGUUUAUUUUCAAAGCAAGUGAAGCUUAAAAAGGUUUUAUAAUAAACUUAUUUAUCCAUUUUUAAUUGCAGAGAUAAUUCAAAUCAUUUCAAAAAUACUUUAUUUACUCCAAAAGGAAAUUAAAUGCAACUCAAAUCAUGUAAUGAUCUUCAGAGUUUAAACCAGGAAGAAUCCCC
Gambusia affinis (western mosquitofish) is the source of this 3366-nucleotide messenger RNA. Its product is annotated as neurotrophin-4. Lineage: Eukaryota; Metazoa; Chordata; Actinopteri; Cyprinodontiformes; Poeciliidae. The transcript is spliced from 2 exons. Bases 451 to 1461 code for a protein of 336 amino acids. Gene Ontology annotation, biological process: cell surface receptor protein tyrosine kinase signaling pathway; nerve development; memory. Gene Ontology annotation, molecular function: growth factor activity; nerve growth factor receptor binding. The record is from RefSeq and is a predicted model, not a curated record.